This is a messenger RNA of Rotaria socialis, 651 nucleotides long. The record is from the annotation of a GenBank genome assembly. NCBI's taxonomy places the organism in Eukaryota, Metazoa, Rotifera, Eurotatoria, Philodinida, Philodinidae.
AUGCAAACGACUUCCAUAAUCUUUGCUGUGCUUGUGCUAAAACUAUAUCAAAUCGAUGGAAAUGUGCUACCUACUGAGACAACCAUAGCUGGAUCUCAAUCGAAACAAUUAAGCGGAAGAAAAGGUCUUACAUUUAUCAAAUGGGACCAUUUGGUUCCAUACGGUAUUGAUCUUGUCGGUUGUCGAGAUUGGUACAAUCCAAAUGGGUUUAAUUGUGACCCGUAUCGUGGUGAUACAGAUUGCAAUGAACAACGAACUGUACUUUGUGCCAAGAUAGACAAUUCGCCUCGUCCACCAUAUCUUGUAUUAGGCAAUGGUGCAGCUAUGCCUGCUGCCUUUUACGUUGGUUGGACUCUUGGGCAUAUUUCAACUACAUUACCAGUAGCAGGCUCUAGCUUUAGAAAUCGAGCAGCAGUCGAUGCAUACUGUGCUCAGUAUUUCGGUAAUACUGGUUGGCGUGUAGCUACAUUCCAUAAUGGGAAGGUUAUCCGAAACAUUAAUGGAACCACGUAUGCUGGAGAGAGUUGGACAACUAAUGCGAGUCGAAUGGAAAUUGGUGGUUGGUCCUACUAUGCAUUUGGGAAUGUUCGAAAUGAUGUACGUUCCUGGGUACACAUUACAGAUCAACCAGCAAACUGCUGGAGCAAUUAA